AAAACAGGAUAACACAUGCGUGUUAUGUAUGAUGUUGACCAAGGAAAGGCAUGCCUCUUGCGUUUUGCAUGCGUUUUGAAGCUACAGCAUUUGCGUAAAUACAGUACAAUACAAUACAAGAACUCCUUGUGCUAUCAGAAUUGCCAGUUUAUGCCAGGGCAGAUGAAGGGACAUGAUGCACAGCCAGCCACUUGUGAGCAGGAAUCAUGUUGUACAGUGGCUUCAUCAGAGUGUACACCUAGUUUACCAAUGAUAGAUGGAACAUCCUGUCUGGAGAAACAACAGUGUCAGGGAGGAAGCGUAUUCCUUCCUGUGAGACUGAGCAUCAUGAAAGCUGCAUGUGUGACACGAUUACAGGGUUUGAAUCCCAGCAGGGACAAGAUCUCUUUCUUCUCCACAAUGACCAGACAGGCUCUGGGUCCUACCCAGCCUCCUAUGCAAUGCGUACCACAGGUAAAGCAGCUGGGGCAUGAAGAUGACCAGUUGUCUCUGUCCAGCCCAGAAGUCAAGAAUGGAAAAUACACUGUAACAGAAGAACUCUGGGAGUGA
Molecule: messenger RNA, 549 nt
Organism: Cryptotermes secundus
Lineage: Eukaryota; Metazoa; Arthropoda; Insecta; Blattodea; Kalotermitidae
Exons: 4
Coding region: 16-549 (177 amino acids)
Source: RefSeq, a predicted model, not a curated record